This is a messenger RNA of Clupea harengus (Atlantic herring), 815 nucleotides long. RefSeq names its product protein shisa-4-like (gene shisa4). Lineage: Eukaryota; Metazoa; Chordata; Actinopteri; Clupeiformes; Clupeidae. The record is from RefSeq and is a predicted model, not a curated record.
AGGUCUGAAAUGUGCGAGUUCCAGUGUGCGCUGCCUUGUGCUCGUCUCCUUUAACAUUGUGAGAGGCUGCCGCGUCACGGCCCAUGCAUCAUCCGACACACAUCACAUCUCAUGUGGAUCCCGAACAUAGUGCACCUCCGCCGCUUCAGCAUGCUCUUCACCACGGCGCAUUUCAUAAUCGAGCACUGAAGUCCCUCUGCUGUCUACGCUGAUCGCCAUUUCAUUCUUCAGAAUAUCGGAUUGCUUUCAAGAUGUCGCUGGCCGCGGUGGUGCUGCCGGUCCUCUCCCUGAUCCUGUCCUCUUGGCCGGUGAGUGCCAACGAGGACUGCCUGUGGUACGUUGACAAGAACGGCACGUGGCACAACGGCUUCGACUGCCCCAUGAUCACCCUCUGCUGUGGGAACUGCCACCGCCGCUACUGCUUGGACCCCUUCAAGAUGAUCACCGAGCGCGAGCAGAAGCGAUGCAUGCUCUUGCAGUUCAGCCCCACCACCAUAGCGGGUAUCGCCUCUUCCAUCCUGCUGUUUGUGGCCAUAAUCGCUACCAUGGUGUGCUGCUUCAUGUGCUCCUGCUGCUACCUGUACCAGCGCAGACAGCAGAGGGGACGCACGCCUUACGAUGAAUCACAGGAAGGUACUGUAUCCCUUCAGUUGGACAUGUGACUGCAUUGCUUUCUGAUUGGCUGCUGCGGCAAUGCUUUCUCAUUUGAUUGGCUGUUAUGAUUUGUAUUUUUAAUAACAGCACUGUGCUGUUUUUCCAUUAACCAAUAGCUUGCGUUGGUUUUCUAAAAUAUUUUUAAUAGGCGUCAUUACUGA